Messenger RNA from Musca domestica (house fly), 1140 nucleotides. RefSeq lists its product as uncharacterized. The transcript has 3 exons. The coding region runs from base 45 to 1109 and encodes 354 amino acids. Lineage: Eukaryota; Metazoa; Arthropoda; Insecta; Diptera; Muscidae. The record is from RefSeq and is a predicted model, not a curated record.
UCGAUUCAAUAUUGUCUCCACAAGCUGGUUACAUUCAUUAAGAUAUGGAUGUAGAGGCAAUCUUAGUGGGUGCCAACACCAAAGAGGUAUCGUUCAUCAUGAAAAUCGCACCAAGCAAUGCGAUAUUUCACGAAGUAAUGAAAGUUUACGAUGUUUUCGAAGUAGAAACCGCCAUUUAUCGAGGUGUUGUUGAUGAAUAUCGAAAUAUGUAUCGAAAGGUUGGCAUUGACAUCGAAUUUAUGCCCAACUACUAUAGAUUAGAUGUAGAGCAUCCUUAUCUCCUGCUGGAAGAUCUAAGUUCAAGGGGAUUUAAAAAUAUGCCACGUCUUGAUGGUCUCGACACACAACACACUGAGGCUGCCCUCAAAAAGUUGGCUCAAUGGCACGCAGCCUCGGCACAUCGCAUCGAUAUCGAAGGACCUUUUAACCCAUUUAUGUGUCACAGUUUUCUAAACGAAUCUUUACGUGACAUAAUGAAACCCUUAUCCGAUUCGGUACACAAAGAGUUCCUGGAAUGUGCCAAAUCAUAUCGAGGUGUGGAAGAGAGGUGUUACAAUGCCUUGCAGAGGAAUGUAUACGAUGAAUUGAUUCAAUCGGCCAAGGAAGAGAAACAGGAUUUCUGUGUUCUCAAUCAUGGUGAUUUUUGGUCAAAUAAUAUCAUGUUUCAACAUGAUGAUGAGGGUAAUAUCACCGAAACCUUUUUUGUUGAUUUCCAAGGACCCCGAUAUGGUACACCUGCCCAAGAUCUGUACACACUGCUAUUGUCUUCAACACAAUAUGACAUAAAGUUGACAAAAUUUGAUUAUUUUGUGUGGUACUAUCAUCGGUGUUUGGUUGAAAGUCUCCAAACUUUGAAUUAUCGACCGAUGAUACCAACACUGAAGGAUUUACACAUUAUGUUACAUAAAUAUGGAAUAUGGGGUUACCACGCAGCAAUUGGUUCCAUGGCCACCGUUCUUUUGGACAGCUGUGAGGAAGCUAAGACAGAAAAUUUCUUAGCGGACACUGCUGCAGGAAAGCGUUUUAAAAACCGUCUCUUCACCAAUUCCCGUUAUCGUCAGCAUAUCGAAAUGGUUUUGCCAUGGUUGUAUAAUCGAGGAGCUAUUUAGGGUCAAUGAAAUAAAAACAAGUUAGAAAGUA